AUGGAGGAGACCGGCGCUCAGUGCGCCCCGCCGCAGCCAGCGGGCUCCCAGACAGGGGUUUCUCAAGCCAACCUCUCCGUUGCUCCCUCCCACAACUGCAGCGGCGAGGGCUACAUUUACCAGGACUCCAUCGCCCUGCCCUGGAAAGUACUUCUGGUCAUGCUGUUGGCGCUCAUCACUUUGGCCACCACGCUCUCCAAUGCAUUUGUGAUCGCCACUGUGUACCGGACGCGGAAGCUACAUACCCCAGCCAACUACCUGAUCGCCUCCUUGGCGUUCACCGACCUGCUAGUAUCCAUCCUGGUGAUGCCCGUCAGCACCAUGUAUACAGUCACCGGCCGCUGGACCUUGGGACAGGUGGUCUGCGACUUCUGGCUCUCGUCGGACAUCACCUGUUGCACUGCUUCCAUCGUGCACCUCUGUGUCAUCGCCCUGGACCGCUACUGGGCCAUCACGGACGCCGUGGAGUACUCGGCGAAAAGGACUCCGAAGAGGGCGGCAGUCAUGAUCGUGCUGGUGUGGAUUUUCUCCAUCUCCAUCUCGCUGCCACCCUUCUUCUGGCGCCAGGCCAAAGCCGAGGAGGAGGUGUCGGACUGCGUGGUGAACACCGAUCACAUCCUCUACACAGUCUACUCCACGGUGGGCGCCUUUUACUUCCCCACCCUGCUCCUCAUCGCCCUCUACGGCCGCAUCUACGUGGAAGCCCGCUCCCGGAUUUUGAAACAGACUCCCAACAAGACCGGCAAGCGUUUGACCCGAGCCCAGCUGAUAACCGACUCUCCUGGGUCCACGUCUUCGGUCACCUCUAUUAACUCGCGGGCUCCCGACAUGCCCAGCGAAUCGGGGUCUCCUGUGUAUGUGAACCAAGUCAAAGUGCGAAUCUCUGACGCCCUGCUGGAGAAGAAGAAACUCAUGGCCGCUAGGGAGCGCAAAGCCACCAAGACCCUGGGGAUCAUUUUGGGAGCGUUUAUUGUGUGUUGGCUGCCCUUCUUCAUCAUCUCCCUAGUGAUGCCUAUCUGCAAAAAAGCAUGCUGGUUCCACCUGGCCAUAUUUGACUUCUUCACGUGGCUGGGUUAUCUCAACUCCCUCAUUAACCCCAUUAUCUAUACCAUGUCCAAUGAGGAUUUCAAACAAGCUUUCCAUAAACUCAUACGUUUUAAAUGCACAAAUUGA
This is a messenger RNA of Pteronotus mesoamericanus, 1173 nucleotides long. It is a transcript of the gene HTR1B, whose product is annotated as 5-hydroxytryptamine receptor 1B. The coding region runs from base 1 to 1173 and encodes 390 amino acids. The record is from RefSeq and is a predicted model, not a curated record. Lineage: Eukaryota; Metazoa; Chordata; Mammalia; Chiroptera; Mormoopidae. Gene Ontology annotation, molecular function: G protein-coupled serotonin receptor activity; dopamine neurotransmitter receptor activity, coupled via Gs. Gene Ontology annotation, biological process: bone remodeling; chemical synaptic transmission; regulation of behavior. The transcript has a single exon. Gene Ontology annotation, cellular component: plasma membrane.